This is a messenger RNA of Dendronephthya gigantea, 2276 nucleotides long. RefSeq lists its product as uncharacterized. Lineage: Eukaryota; Metazoa; Cnidaria; Anthozoa; Malacalcyonacea; Nephtheidae. Bases 92 to 1861 code for a protein of 589 amino acids. The record is from RefSeq and is a predicted model, not a curated record. The transcript has 8 exons.
CACAUUGUUUUUAUUUUGAAACAAACAGACUAAAAUUGUUUCCUCGUUUUCUAACAAAUUCUGCAGCAAGUCAGGUAAAAUUGUUUAGGUAAUGCGGGCACUUCUGUCAUCUUUGACCUUCUUGUUUGGACAGAUUCUUCGAGUGGCGAUCGCUGCUGUGGUUUCUCCGGAAAUAACAAUUGGAAAUGAACUGUCUUUUCCAGUUAGAAGAUUUCCUACGACGGAAACACUUCAAGAUGGUUUCUUUAAACGAACAUGUUCAUCUGCGAGUGUAAAUGUACAGCAGUGUUUGCAAUCCGCGAUAAGUGCUACAGCAGCGGCAGAUGACGUCAAAGAAGACCUAGACUUUUUCAAAACAUGCAUCGUCGAUUUCUACUGUUAUAAGAAACACCCAACAGAAGACAUCUGGACGGAAUUCCCGGACUUUAAAGAUGUUAUUGGUACUAAUUAUUUCAGAGCGAUGGCGAAGCGUGCCCAGUUAUUUUUCGUCCGUUACAAUUCAUGGUCAAAUACCCUGGUCGAUGCUAAAUUUCGUGAUGUGGCUACAGGAAAAUGCCUGAACUUGUUGUCCGUGAUAGCAGCCAGAUAUCUGUACGUGAUUUAUGUCUUAAAUAAAGUCAAUAUGGAAGACUUGACUUUCGGACCAUGUGUAAAACACCCUUCAGGAGAUUACACUGUUCCUAGUAACGGAGUAUGUUUCAUAACACCUCUCAGUCAUGUGACGUGCACGUCAGACCACGAUGUCGCCUUGAUUGGGAAAAGAUCGGGAACAGUCGCGUCGCAGUUCAAUAAAUUUUUUACUCAAUCAGUCGGAACGGAUACAGAGAUUCCUGGAUUUGCGAAGGCAUCGGAAGACCUUUUUGACACAAAUGUUUACGCUUUUACGUUGGAAUAUGCCAUGCCACAGGCAUUUAAAGGUGUCACAGGGCAGUUUAGAAACCAAGUAAACGCUUUUAAUGCGGAUUUGAACCUUAUCGUUCAAGAAACGGUCACAGCCAUUGCCAAAAUGAAAACGUACAAUCCGAGUUAUCAAAACGAGUUAUUGAGCGACGCUGGUGAGUUUAACACCAGACCUGAUACAAAGAACGACCUGAAGGGAAAGUUUCAUACUUGGAGGAGUAGGUUUGAAAGCAUGCAGGAAGCGCUGGCUGGUUUGAAGCAACUACGUGAUUAUAAAACUAUCAGUUCUCGUCGUCAGUUGGAAAUGGCAUACAGUCAGAUUGCUGGCAAAAUUGAGUUAUACCUUACUGAUGAGCUUGCACGUAAUGUGUUAAAUGAAAUGGUGAUGGCAUUAAUGUACAAUCCUGGAGGUUAUCAUACAAGAGGAGCGAUUCGACAUGUGGUUGGCUGGACACAAAUGGCCAGAGCUGAUGUUUUUAACAAAAUCACAAUCAACGAUAACUGGGUGUCAAUGUUGGAAAAUUGGGCAGAUGCAAACAAAGAAUAUAAUAGAGAGUGUGAGGGGAAAAGUGCUCCGAUCACCAUAUGCUUGCCGAAAAUGUCGAAAUAUCUUUGGAGAAUGUAUGAUGCAAUGUUUUCAGCCUAUAGUAAACUACCGCCAACACUGCAAGCAGGUCUCCAAGUCGUGGACAAUCCUCAGAAAACUGGAAUAAGGAGCAUCAUGUCACAUUGGUUCACAAACGUGAAACGAAAAGGCCUGAAUGGCAUUCCGAGCACUGACAGGUUGCCAGGUUUAGCUGCUGGUACCACAAGUUUAGAUGCCUUUAUUCAGGGCGUACAAUGCACUGGACAGUCAAAAACAGCUCAACUGUCUCGCGAAUGCAUGAACAUAAUUCAUGGCUGCAUCAGAAAAUAUAACAGAAAUCUUUUUGCACAGCUUAUAGCUAGCGAUCCUGUAUGAUUGGACGAUAAUAGACACGAACGUCAGGGUUUAAAACUCACUCUUACUCACACUCAUUGACUGUGACCUAGAAAUGCCUUUAUUACCGAUCAAUGUGAAAGAUUUAAGGCAAAAACUCCCCUAUAUUUGGGUGGAAAUCGCACAUUGAAACGUUAUGAGGUGAUUCAGAUCUCCCACUUAAUGAGUUUGAGCGUUGGACAGCGAGUCCAACUCUCAAUCUAGCUAUAGCGUCUUCAGAGAAACAGUAUCCCUAAAGAUCCUCUUGCAUUAAAAGCACCGUAAAUAACCUCUGAUCUGUCUUUUACAGUCCUCUUAGAUUUUUUAUUCCAAACUACAAAAUUUGAAGAACUUUUUUAACGUAGCUGCUUACCAGUAAAGUUAGUUUUAUUUACUAUUAUAUAUAAACAGUCCAUGC